This is a messenger RNA of Uncinocarpus reesii 1704, 1011 nucleotides long. RefSeq lists its product as uncharacterized. NCBI's taxonomy places the organism in Eukaryota, Fungi, Ascomycota, Eurotiomycetes, Onygenales, Onygenaceae. The transcript has 2 exons. The record is from RefSeq and is a predicted model, not a curated record. Bases 1 to 1011 code for a protein of 336 amino acids.
AUGGCACAACAAGAGAAUUUGGUUUACAUGUUUCUGAAAACCUUCAUUAGCCGUCUUCGAGGAUAUGCGCAGUCUUUUCUCCCAUUUCUCCGACCGAGGACAAAGGCGCGCAUAAACACCGCCGAGGUUGUAUUCCCACUCUCUGACGACGUCGUUAAACUCCUCUCGCGAUAUUCUGAUGAAAAUAGUGAACUCAUGGGAGAGCAGCUUUUGAUCUCUUUAAAGCAGCUAAUAUGGGAAUCACCGAAAAUCUGGGAAUCUGUUAUACGAGGGGUAGUUCUCAAAUGCAGUGACAAGAUUGCUCUCAAAGUUGUUCGACAACGGCCGGACUACACCGAGUAUACAACAUUGCAGUACCUAGCUGAGCAUUUGCCAGACAUACCCGCUCCUCGCCCUCAUGGGGUUAUAAGAUUGAAACCGUUCACGGCUUUUUUCAUGUCGUAUAUCCCGUCGAUGACUUUGACGGAAGCAUGGCCGAAGUUGGACCAUGGGGGGAAAGCCUCCGUACAAGAACAGCUGGAAGAAAUUUUCAUAAAACUCAGAACCUUGAGGAAGGAUGAUGGUUAUCCAUUAGGAGGAGUCGCAGGCGAAGGUGUGAAAGAAGCGCGGAUAAGCUGUUUCGCACAAGAGAAGACCAUCGAUACGGCUGCAUCAUUUGUGGAUUUGCAAUUCUCACUCUCCAAAUUUCUCGGCAAAUCAUACAUUCAGCUUAUUCAAACUCUUCAACCCCCGCCCACCACAGGAUCGGUUUUCACUCAUGGAGAUGUUAGGAAGGACAACAUAAUGGUAGAGAUUGGAGAAGACAAUGCGUGCAAGGUUACUGGUAUAAUUGACUGGGAAGAUUCAGGUUACUAUCCUGACUACUUUGAGAGUACUACCUUGACACGUACUUUGGAUUCCAGGAAAGAAGAUGACUGGUAUAACUAUCUACCUCCUUGCAUUGAUCCGGCGCGAUUUCCUCACCGAUGGCUCCUUGAUCGACUGUGGGGAAUACACCACCUUGUUUUUUGA